This is a messenger RNA of Micromonas commoda, 270 nucleotides long. RefSeq lists its product with no specific name. The transcript has a single exon. The record is from RefSeq and is a predicted model, not a curated record. NCBI's taxonomy places the organism in Eukaryota, Viridiplantae, Chlorophyta, Mamiellophyceae, Mamiellales, Mamiellaceae. The annotation marks the transcript as partial.
CCGAUUUACGGCAGAAUCCAUGCCAAACUCACGGAGUCUCUGUCGCCCGUGACCUUGACCAUCAAGGACGAGAGCUUCAUGCACGCGGGUCACUCCGGGAAUCCCAGCGGGGAUCCCGACGCGGAGACGCACUUCAAGGUGUACUGCGUGAGCGAGGCGUUCGCGGGCAUGAACAUGGUGGCGAGGCACAGGCUGGUGUACGGGUUGCUGGAUCAGGAGAUCAAGGACGGGGUUCACGCGCUGAGUCUCAAGACGAAGACCCCUUCGGAG